UCGUGCGUGUGUUUGUGGUGCCAUGGCUGCUGCAGCGGAGUCUCGGAGCACAAAAUCCUCCGACCUCCGUCCCACAGGGCCGGAUUAAACAUCUCCACAUGUUUGUCCGGUGUUUCUCCCGGGUGCGUUCAGCGAUGGAAAACCUGAGGCCGGUGGUCCUGAGCGGGCCCUCGGGGGCCGGGAAAAGCACCCUGCUGAAGAAGCUGAUGGGGGAGUACGACAACGUGUUCGGCUUCAGCGUCUCACAUACAACCAGGAGCCCUCGGGCUGGAGAAGUAAACGGAAAACAUUACCACUUCGUGACGCGGGACGAGAUGCAGUCCAGCAUCGACGGCGGCGACUUCAUCGAGAGCGCCGAGUACUCGGGCAACCUGUACGGGACGAGCAAGGCGGCCGUGCACGCCGUCCAGAAGAACAACCUCAUCUGCAUCCUGGACAUCGACAUGCAGGGAGUGAAGAGCAUCAAGAAGACCGACCUGAAUCCCAUCUACAUCUCCAUCCAGCCGCCCACCCUGCAGACACUGGAAAAGCGUUUAAGAGACCGAAAAACAGAGACAGAGGAGAGCCUGCAGAAGCGCCUCAAAGCUGCCGAAGAGGAAAUCGCCUUCAGUAAACAGCCGGACGUGUUCGAUCACAUCGUCAUCAACGACAAGCUGGACGAGGCGUACGAACAGCUGAAACAAGCUCUGAUGGAGGAAAUAAAUAAGGUGAAGAAUAUCAACUCCUCUUCGUAGGAAUCGGCAGCCUCGACCACACUCCUCCUCACACCACAGACCUCCAUUCCACUCUCGUACAUUCCCUCCGAUAAACACAGCGUUGCCAUCCCCUUCACACAUCAUACAAUCCCUGUUCGGCCGUAGCUUUUUGUUGCUAAAAUUUACAGACAUGACAUUGUUUUUUUUUUUUUUAAUGUUUUAAUUUUGUACUUAUGUGAAGAAAAACUCCAUCUUUUCUUACUUGAAACACAGCCAGCUCAUUCCAUCCACUGGCAGCUGCCACACACACCUGCCAGGAAUUCCACCUCUGCAGCAUCAAGCGAGGCUUCCGUUCAACUCCACGUUUGUUUUGAGCUGGACUUUGUCGUACCCACGUGUUUGCUAAUAUUCUGCCUCUCGUGUCCGUAAACUCGUCCGCGGGGAACGAGGCGGCACCAAACAGGAAAAUGAUUCCAGCUUUAGUUUGGAAAAAAGAUUUCUACUGUUUUUGUUUGCUGGAUAACUUUAGAUAUAUGUUGUGUAGAGAUUUACAGAAGCUUUAUUGCAUCGGCACACCAAGAAAACAAUUGUUCUGUUUUUCUGAAGUAACGAGGAGUUUUUAUCCAAAAAAACAAUUAGUGGGAUUAUAUUUGUCAGAUAAAAGAAUUCUUUGGUUGUACUUUUUACUGAAUGAUAACAUUUGUAUUUUUUUUUUUAAUUUAAAUGCAUAAAAUUUAAUCAAAUCAUUGUUUAGCUCAGUGAUGCUCAUCAUUUAUUAUCAAUUCAGAUUAACAAAGCCAUAAAUUCUUAUUUUAUUUUUUUAAAAUCAUGAAACCCUUCCUCCUUACUUUCAAAGAACAGAGCAAAUUUUUUCCCUUUACAUGAAUGCAAUAAACCUUCGUGGAACAUAGCUGAAGUAGAACCUUUCCUUAGAAUUAAACUGACUCAUCUCUUCUCAAACUAUAGUGCGUCGUACAUUUUGAGGAAUAAAAUCUUAAUUAUCUUCCUGAAAAUGCACCAAAGGUCCACUUUUUGAAUGUUUUCUUGUUAAAGGUUCAACAUGUAAGAUUUAAGCAGAGCGAUAUUUGCGGGGGGGGGGGGGGGGGGGGGGGGGGGGCGCAGUGUCAACAUCAAUACAGUGACAUGCAAAUCACCUGCUGGUAUAAGGUGAUAUUUGCACAGAUUGGGCUGCUCUACACUCUCAGUAGUGAUUUUAAACUGUCCUGAAAGUUGCAAAAUAUAACUGGAGUCAGAACACAUAGUAGUGUGUAGCUGCCCGAUGUUCUCCAGCUUGUGUAAUCCCUUUAUCUACCACAAGGUGGUGUGUUGAGUCACUCAGAGGAACAGUUGGUGUUCUACAGUCUGACGUCUCAGGUGUCCCCCACGGCCUUCACUUAAAUAUUAGGUAUUGAUCCUUUGACACAGACUGACGUACACUUUGACGUAUUUUUAUCUUUAUCUUGAAGGAGGCAACAAUGGAGGAUAUUAAACUGUUUGAAAUGUGUAAUCUCAAUAUUGCUGGACUGUUUCCCAUUCUGUAACAUUGAAAAGUUUUGUUUUAUUUGUUUUUAAAUGUUACAGAUUCAAGCACAGGACAUUUUUCAUGUUAACUUUUUUAUUUUUUAAAUCGGACUUUCUGUUCUUUGAAAAUACUUAUAACCAGUCAUUCCUUUGUUUCUAAUAUGUAGAAUUUCAUAUAAAAAUGUUACACCGUGGUUUUUAAACACUUUACAGUCCUCUGAUUAGUCUGAACUAAUCUAAAAUGUGUGUGUUGUCAGAAAAUAAUCUUUCCCGUGUUUGUUUGUCUUCAGUUAAGUUCUGUUAUGUGUUGAAACUUCAAUAAACUCAAUGUGGUACACGACAAAGGAAAGAACACCA
Molecule: messenger RNA, 2573 nt
Organism: Salarias fasciatus (jewelled blenny)
Lineage: Eukaryota; Metazoa; Chordata; Actinopteri; Blenniiformes; Blenniidae
Product: guanylate kinase-like
Exons: 7
Coding region: 99-734 (211 amino acids)
Biological process (GO): purine nucleotide metabolic process
Cellular component (GO): cytosol
Molecular function (GO): GMP kinase activity
Source: RefSeq, a predicted model, not a curated record